Messenger RNA from Myzus persicae (green peach aphid), 2033 nucleotides. Its product is annotated as rho-associated protein kinase 2-like. NCBI's taxonomy places the organism in Eukaryota, Metazoa, Arthropoda, Insecta, Hemiptera, Aphididae. The annotation marks the transcript as partial. The record is from RefSeq and is a predicted model, not a curated record. The transcript is spliced from 16 exons.
ACAAUGGAAGACAAUUCCAAUGAAAACAUUCUCCAGACUAUACAGGAUGUAGAUAAAACUAUUUUAAGGAUCACUGAAUGCAUACAAGUUCUUCGGAAUGCCGAAAACAAAUUAAAUUUGAAAGAUAAUAAGACUUCGGAAGAGAUAAUGACAUUUCACGACUUAAAAAAAACAAUCAGUCGACAACUGAAAGAAUUGGAAGAGAAAUUUGACUUUUCAAAUCAAUUGAAAAGAACAGUGGUUGACCAGUCUUACAAACUGAUUAACAGGAAUUAUGGAGGUCCCGUGAAUCAGCUGGAUUCAGGUCGUUUGGAUUUAAUACCAACAUCUGUUCAAAUUAUUAACUGUGAUUCUAAAGAAGAGUGCCAUAAGGUUGUUAAUCUCAGCCACGAUGCUUUGAUGGGGAGAUUACCUCAUAAUGUGGUUUUGAAGUCAAUGGUGUGUAUUAUGGGCUUCAAUUCCGUUUGUCAAAAUUAUUUUUCGACUCAAGAAUGUGGACAUAACAGUGAUUCGAGCUGUUGCAGUAUUUCUUCUAAAGAAACAAAUAUAAAUACGCUAGUGUCUCAAUGUUCAGACACACUUCAAAACUCACAAGAAGUUUGUCAACUAAACGAGCAACUUCAAAAUAUACUCAAUGAAAACCAAGAACUUCUUUUUAAACACAAAUCUAUAACCGAACGAAACGAUUUAUUGGUAAAAGCUUUGAAUCGUCCCGCUGUGUUUAAAAAAAUAGACGGUUGCAUACGAUUUCCUGGAAAAAAAGAAAUGGAAGAAAAACUUGCAGAAUUUAAAACAGAAAUAUUGAGAUUGAAUUCUGAAAUUAAAGUAGUACACAUAACUCAAUUAAAAUUAAAAUCAGUCAAAGAAAUUCUUAACCAAUUUAAUGCUUCUAACUGUCAGUGUGGAAGCCCUUCAUUUAAAGACAAGAUCAAUACAAGUACCAAAGUUCAAAAACAAGAAAUUCAACAAAUCGAAUUGCAAAUAAAACAGAAGAAUAAUGAAUUGAAUAACAUUGUGUCCGAUUAUGAAGAUAUCGUUAAGACGAAUUACAAAAUAACUGAUACACAUAAUAAAUUAGCUAAUGAUCUAAUAGAAUUAUUGAAAAAGAUAGAAGAGUACAAUUUGGAAGGUUUCAAUGAUUUAAAAAAUGAUUUAAUCAAAAACAACGAAGAUAUCGAAACAAUGGAAUUGAUCAUCAAAGAGCGUAAUAAUGAAAUUAAUGAUUGUGAUGAAAAGUUGAGGCGUGUUCAACAUGAAACCAAAGAUAUAACCCUUAAAACAAAAAAAUGGGAACAUGCGAUGAAAAAUCUCUUAGACGAUUUCAAUGAAUCGUAUAAUAAAUUAGAAUCGGUUUACAAAGAACAGCUGGAGGAACUGUUGGCACUGCCGAAAGUUUUGAAAGAAACGCAUAUUAAAUUACAAGAAGAGAUUGACCUAAGAGUAUUAGCUGAAGAAUCAAUGAAUAAACUAAAACGUGAUCUUAAAGAGGUGGAAAGUUUGAAAAAUGGAAAUAAAAACGAUGACGAGACAAUGAAUCAAGAUAUUGAAGACGAACGAUUAAAGAUAGAAUCCGAAAAUAAAAUUAUUGAGUCAAAAUUAAAAUCUCUUGAAGAAAACAUCGAGUUAUCUGUAGAAUGCCUGGAGAAAGAAACUCAGGAACUAAACGCUGUAAAUCUACAAAUCCAAGAAGCUAUUGCAGAGAGCACCAAACACAUAAACGCAUUCCAACAUUUUUCAGAAAUACAUUUGGAAAGAAUAGUUAACGACUUGCAUAGAUUACAAGAGAUUUUGACGGAAUCACAAAACAGAGAGUGUGCGAAAGUUCUCGUUAAAAAAUCGUUCAUGGAUCAUCUCAAAGAUAAAAUAACUUCAAUUUACCAGAACGUAGAGACGUGUAAGCUAGAAAUGCGUAUUCUUCUUGAACAAUCAAAUGAACAUAACAUGACGCCAUAAAUUUCUUAUGUAAAUCAUUUUUUUUGUUUUUCUGUUGAAGUAACAAUAGUUUUUAUGACAAAUUAUAAAUUCGAUAAAAA